AUGAUGAAGAGACGCUACAGCACUAAAGAGGCGCUAGAAAUGAUCGUGGAGCCCGAUCCAGAGCCCGUGGAACACAACGAUCUAACCUCCGAAUCGGACACCGACACAGCUGAAGAGGAUGAGGAGUACCUCCCGGCGGCUGGCUCAUCCUCCACCAGCUCCCCCGACUUAUCUGACGGUGGGGAAGGGGAGACACCACCGGACCUGUCCUGGAGAUCCAAAAACGGGGAGAUCCAGUGGGCAGCCACAAACUCGGAGACCCUACAGUUUAACCCUUCGGGCACAGGGAUUACGCACGGACCCACCCGCUACGCCGUGGCCAGAGUUGGUGAAGUGAUAGACAGUUUUGAUUUAUUUUUCACCCCGGAGGUCACGAAACGUGUCCUAGAUUACACCAACCUGCAUGGGAGAAGGACGGUCCCGGACUGGAAGGACCUCGAUGCCACCACCGUGCGGGCUUACUUUGGACUGCUUCUGCUGGCCGGCGUGUAUCGGUCCCGCGGUGAAGCAACCCGCAGCCUGUGGAAUGAGCAGACGGGCCGGCACAUCUUCAGGGCGACCAUGUCGGCCAAAACGUUUGGAUUGAUAAGCCGAAUCCUGCGUUUUGACGACCGGCUGUCCAAACCGCGGCGCCGGGGAGCAGACAAGCUUGCUGCGGUCCGGGAAAUCUGGGAUCUGUGGACCAGCCGGCUCCCCCUGAUGUUUAAUCCAGGUGUGGACAUCUGUGUGGAUGAGCAGCUCGUGCCAUAUCGGGGACGCUGCGAAUUCAGGCAAUACAUGCCCAUGAAGCCGGCCAGGUAUGGCCUCAAAAUGUGGGUCACCUGUGACGUACAAACGUCAUAUGCAUGGAGGGUGUCUGUUUACACCGGCAGAGAAGCUGGUGCGCCGGCAGAACGAAACCAAGGACGGAGGGUCGUGUUGGAGAUGACGGAGGGGCUGAGAGGGGUGACUGUGACAUGCGACAAUUUCUUUUCCUCCUUCGGCCUGGCAGAGGAGCUGCUCCGCAGAAAGAUCGCCAUGGUUGGCACCAUGCGUAAAAGCCGACCAGAGCUUCCCCCUGAGCUCCUGAGGGUACGGAAGAGAGAGGUCCUCUCCUCCAUCUUCGCAUUCACCCAAACUCACACCCUGGUGUCCUACAUCCCAAAGCGGGGCAAAAACGUUGUCUUGCUCAGCACCAAACACCGGGCGCCGGAGAUCAGCGGCGAGAAGAAAAGGAAGCCCCAGAUCAUACUGGACUAUAACUGCUGCAAAGGAGGAGUGGAUACCAUGGAUGAGAUGAUCUCUACAUACAGCUGCAGGAGGAGGACCAGACGGUGGCCCUUGGCUCUUUUUUUUAACAUGCUGGACAUUAGUGCCCUCAACGCGUACAUUGUGUGGACGGCCAUUGAUCCAGCAUGGCACCGAGGAAAGUCCCACCGAAGGAGGCUGUUCCUGGAGGAGCUAGGGAAGAAACUGGUCAACCCCCAGAUGGCCCGCAGGGAACGCCUCCCACUGACACCAGGCGCCCUCAGCCUCGUCCUGGAAGCUCAGGCUGGCACAGGCAACACCACCAGCACCAGCACCAGCACCACACCCACAACUCUCCGUGUGAGGAGGCAGUGUGCGGUCUGCCCCACACGGAGAGUUGUGUUCUGCACAUGCAAGAUCUGUAAGAAACAUGUUUGCAAGGAGCAUUAUGGCACAGUUUGCAGCUCCUGCCUCCCCUGAACAGAUCGUUCUGUUAUGUUUAUUUCGUUAUUGUUAUUCAAGUUAUGGUUAUAAAUCUUGUUCUUGCUCUCUUUUGUGUUGUUCUAAUAAAUAAGUGAAAAUGUUAAAUGGGCAGUAGGUGAGGUUCUUUACAAAAGUAGAUCAUACUAAUUUAGAAUAUUGAACAGCUUUAUUUUGAUUAGCACAUUUUUGUGCAAUUUGACAGUGCAAAAAAAUGCAUAUAAAUAAAUGUCGCUGCUAAUAUUUCACAUAUA
Epinephelus lanceolatus (giant grouper) is the source of this 1961-nucleotide messenger RNA. NCBI's taxonomy places the organism in Eukaryota, Metazoa, Chordata, Actinopteri, Perciformes, Serranidae. The record is from RefSeq and is a predicted model, not a curated record.